GCGGGCGGUGACGCGGCUGCGCAGUCGGGCGGCUGAAGAUGGCGGAGAGUGACUGGGACACGGUGACGGUUCUGCGCAAGAAGGGCCCGAGCGCGGCGCAGGCCAAGUCCAAGCAGGCAAUCACAUCCGCCCAGCGCAGAGGAGAAGAUGUGGAGACUACAAAGAAAUGGGCUGCAGGACAAAACAAGCAACACACUAUAACGAAGAACACUGCAAAACUGGACCGGGAAACAGAGGAGCUUCACCACGAGCGAGUGUCACUCACUGUUGGCAAACUGAUCCAGCAGGGCCGGCAAAAUAUGGGAAUGAAUCAGAAGGACUUGGCCACACGGAUUAGUGAGAAGCCUCAAGUCAUUGCUGACUACGAGUGUGGAAAAGCUAUUCCUAACAACCAGGUUCUUGGCAAGGUUGAAAGAGUUAUCGGCCUCAAGUUGCGUGGGAAGGAUAUUGGACAACCCCUGGAGAAGGGACCCAAGAAAAAAUGAGAACAAAGCCUCGAAAUCAGUUCUUUCUAUGGAACUGGUCUCCCCUGGCUUUUUCAGAAGUCAGAUUGACAUUAUUGCCAAGCUGAAUUCGGGAGGGAUUAUGGGCUGCCACAGCUGAGUUACUGACCUAUCUGCUGGUAUUGUACUUCACCCAAAGAAAAGCUUACUGUCUGAUAUUCUGUCUGAUUCCCAGGCAUGGUUCUGAAUGCGAUUAAUCUCUAACCAGGGACAGAAGUGUGAAAACUUUAUUUGUGUUAAAUCUCCAUUUUCCAAACUGUGCCACCUCCAGGGAGGCAGAUAUGAUUUCCUCUCACUUUCCCUGUAAGUUUCUGUAGAAAUAAAGUUUAAGCCUUUGGA
This is a messenger RNA of Pristis pectinata (smalltooth sawfish), 842 nucleotides long. It is a transcript of the gene edf1, whose product is annotated as endothelial differentiation-related factor 1. The transcript is spliced from 5 exons. Bases 39 to 485 code for a protein of 148 amino acids. Gene Ontology annotation, molecular function: DNA binding. Lineage: Eukaryota; Metazoa; Chordata; Chondrichthyes; Rhinopristiformes; Pristidae. Gene Ontology annotation, cellular component: nucleus. The record is from RefSeq and is a predicted model, not a curated record.